UUGUCUUUGGUAUGUUAUAAGUUGCGCAUGUAACUAUUAGACACGUAAAAUUGCAAAAAUGUAAGUUCCUGUCAGUACAGUUGCUCUGGAACCUGAUGGUCCAAAUAUGGUAAGAGACGUUACAUUUCCGUAUGCACUAUUCUACCAAUCACUACGUACUGGCGAACUGGCCAAUCAUAGCACACCUCGCUUUACAGAGCGAUGAGCUUUUUAAAAUAUCAGUGCAUUUCAGAGAGGAGACACAAACAUGCACGGUAUGUGGAAAAUACCUUAAAUCUUGUAUACAGAUUGCAUUACAUCUUAAGCAAACAAUACUAUUAGUUUUAGCCAUGUGUCAAAUGACCCCUUAAAGAAUCGCCUGAAAAUCUCUUUCGUCCGCAUCUGACCAAUCAUUCCUGAUCACUAUCUCUUUCUACUCUUGUUUCAUUGCACUUUUGCUUUUUGUUGUCCUAAUGUUCUCCCAAUUGCUUACAGUGUUUACCCAACUUGUAAGUCGCUUUGGAUAAGAGCAUCUACUAAAUGAUUAAAUGUAAUGUAGUGUGUAUGUGCGCAUACGCAUACCCUGUUUUAAGCUAAUAGCGCUUACACACCAUUGUAUUCAAAAACUUGCACUUUGAGACCCGUUUUCAAAAGUUUGUCUCUUGUAAAUGACUCCUAAGGUCUUUCAUCCGGCACACCCAAGAAAGAACAAAGUUUCAAGAUCAAGACUCUAAAACAUGGUAGAAAGUAAACUAUUCCUUACAAACUUUGAGAAAAGACAUUUCUUGUGUUUGUCUUAAACUGACAGGAAUAUGUGUGUGUUUGAUGUGAUCUUGAGUCUUUCUCUCUAUCAUUACAGAUGGAGGUCUAUCUUCAGGAGGUGUUGUUGGAAUAGUGUUUGGUGUCCUGCUGUGUGUUGUUGUUGUUGUGUUUGUGUUUCGCCACAUUAAUUAUGAACGUCAGAAACAAAUGGUUAAAGAAAAGACAGUGAUUGAGAACGAGAGUUCUGUCACUCUUGAGUCUGAUGUCACUGAACUCCAGUCUGAUGAUGUGAUCGAGUGGAGCUUUAGAGAUAAAGUGAUAGUCAUAUUCAGUAUGAACAACAAGCUCUUUACUGAUGAACAGAGACUCAGAGACAGACUGCAGGUGGAUGAUCAGACUGGAUCUCUCAUCAUCACAAACAUCAGAACAGAAGACGCUGGACUGUAUAAAGUAAAGAUCAGCAGCAGCAGUCGACUGAAAUCAUUCCUUCAGUUCAUCAUCGGUGGAGGACCAUCAUACUAUCAAUUCAGUGUUAUUGUCACAGAGAGUCAAGAAGCAGAAGUUUUGGGAGAAUUGUGUUUCUCUAGAGAAUGAAACGGAGACUGGUGAUGUGAGAGCAGGUGCUUCAUCUACUGUGGAUGAUAUUCAGUUGAAAGUUAAUGUCAGGGAUUCAGCAGGAUCCGCAGAAGAUUAAUUAAUAACAGUUGAGAAGCCUUUACUGAAGAAAGCAGAAGAUGUAGUUUGAUCAACAACACAUCAGUCACAUCAUCAACAUCUACAUUGGGCCUCCAGAGAACUUCCAAACAUCUUCCUUUCUGAUCAAAGAAAUAUAAAGAGGUUUAUAAAGCUGCUCUGAAAUGAAGCGCUUUAUUGAAAAGCACUACAAUUAUGAACAAGACUUUGUUUAUUAGCAAGAUUUUUGAAAGAUGGGGGCUUCAGAUGUUCUUUGGUUGGCUUUCGCAUGUUUAUAGCAAAUAUUCGGGGGAGAUUACAUUUACCAGCAUAAGAAUACAUUAUGCAUCAAGAGCAGCUAGUGCGCAAACUGUGGUUUUAAUGAAGCCUUGAAUGUUUUUGACCACACAACACGUGAUGAUUUCAGCCAAUCACAGCAUGUUCACCAGUUGAGCGCGACAGUGAGCACGAUACGCUCACAGUCCUCGUGACGUGCACCCAAAAUCCUAUCUUUUCACGUCGUCACUUUUUAAGGAGAUUCCCAAUUUAUUGAUUGUUUUGAGUCGAUUAUUUUGAAAGCAUGAAUUGAACACUGGGCAAAACCGCAUGAAUAUGUUCACGAGGAUCAGGCGGCAGAACUCUGUGUAGUUGUAUGGUGUUGCUGGAUGUGAGGCGAUGGACUUUUCAAUUGUGCUGGUGUAUUCUGUCCAGUUUGCCUUGCAGAAGUUCCAGUGCGGUCGAGGCUUCGAAGUUUCGAGUUUAAUCUCAAAGCCAAUGUGGAUGAUGGAUGGGCAGAGUUGGCUCUUCAGAAAUGGUGUCACGACCGGCUCAAAGCCGUGACAAAUGAAUGGAGGAAAUACUCGAGUUGGUAUAGUAAGAAUAUAAGUGUCUAUUAACAAUAAUAGAAUAAUAAAUAAAACAUGAAAACAACAGAAUCAAAGACCAUUACGCCUAACGUCAACGCGUCAGACAGAAACAAAUGUAAAUCAAAACGAAAUAAACGGGAGCCAGCCAACUUCACACCAACAAGGACCAAACGGUUUUAUAGUGGGCAGUCCAGGUGGACAUUGUUGACUUGAUGAGUCUCCUAGCCACACCCACCAGCCGGCAAUAGCGGGAAGAACCAGGAGACCCGUCACAAUGGGCAAAUUACUUUUCUGGGUGUGGUGUUGGUUUUACUGGUGCGAUCUCUGGUGAGGAAUCAGAGAUCAAGAUGUGUUCCGGUUUUCCAGCGGCCGGACAUAGUUCAGAGGCUAUUUAGAGUCGUGGAGGAGGUCCAGGUCUGCGGUCGAUGCCCAGUCAGACAGUUCUUCACCAUCGCGGUUGUUGGUUUUGUAGCUGCGUUCGGUGUGCUGGCUAUUGAAAGUGCCGAAGUAGAUGGUUGGCGAUUGGUGUAGCGGCAAAGGUGGAGUUGGCCAGGUUUUUGACGGUGGUCUGUACACGUUGUUGAUGGUAUACUCAUCUAUUUUUACCAUUGUGUACAGCUCUGAGUCGUUGGUCAUUGUUGAGACGUUGGUGAUGCCAAUUUUUACGUAUGUGGCAGUACCAUGCUUUGCAGCAUUGAUGCUGCUGAUGAUGCGGUAGAUGUGGACAGUCUUCUUUGUGGCUUGGUUGGUGUCUGGGCUGUGGGUCUCUUGAAGUACGGCUACAUCGAUGUUUGGGAGUGAGAAGACAACCCACACAUGGUGCUCCUCUUAAGUUUCCCCUACAGUGCCCAGCUCUUUAGAGAAAUUAUGAAUGUUUCACAUGACCAACAUCAAUAACUACCUCGAUCAUGGUCGGACAAAAGAACAAACUGUGCUUCUCAGCACAUUUCUACGUCAGUUCGUGGUAUGUUUUGACUUAGACCGCUCGAAUGUAUAUGUAAUAAAGGUGGGCGUACAUGUCGGUACAAUUGCUUUGGAACUUAUGUUACAAAUAUGGUAAGAGGCGUCACAUCUCCGUCACACGCUUGCAGUAUUUGACCAAUCACAAUGCACUGGUUAACUGGCCAAUCAUAACACACCUUGCUUUUCAGAGCGAUGAGCUUUGUAAAAAAUUACUGCGUUUGAGAGAGGCGGAGCAAAGAGAAGAAACAAACAUGCACGGUAUGAGGAAAAUACAGCUUUAAACUGUGAAUAUACACUGCAUUACAUCUAAAACAAGCAAUAAUACGUCAUAUGACUCCUUUAAGAUAAAUCAGGAUAAUAAAUGCACUAACUACUGAUACACCUUUGUGCCUGAUCAGUAUAAUGGAUGAACACCUUUUGUGUAAUUUAACAGUAAAAAUAUGCUUGUUUUGUGUUCAGCUUUGACUUGUGUAACUGAACACUAGAUGCAAUUAUCAUAAAACUUCAGGUGAAAUUUGUGGGUCUUUGUGUUAGCUCAUAAAUAUGACUGUGAAUUCAGUGGAAAAUCCCGCAAGACAACAAACAGUUUUCAUAUAUAAUUAUGAGAUAGAAAUUGAUUGUGCGCACAACUGAACAGUAGUUGAAUCUUCCAAAAUCAUAUAUUUCAAUAUUAUGAAUAACAAUUGAGUAUUGUUUUCUUAAAUCCAUCAUUUACAGUGAUAAACACACAUUAUUCAUUGUUAUGGUCUUGACUACUUUAUAAGACUUGUCACAUUUUCUUUUUGUCAUCAUGUUGUCUUAUUAUUUUCCUCUUUUGUACGUCCCUGUCUGCUACAUGAUAAAAUUUAUAUAACAAGAAGUUUUGUGUUUGUUUUCAUUUCACACGUUGUUAUGUUAAAACAUGUUCAGUGUAUUAUUCUGCCUCAAGCCUUAAAGCAGUCUGAUAGUGACAACAUGUGCUAGUAUAUUAAAAUAUAUUGCGGUUCAUCAUCUCAUUAGUUAAAAUAUCUACAUGUUACAUCCUAACGCUGGCCAAAAAUGUCUCCAGAAGGUCAGUUGCAGGGAAUUUGUUGGAAAACUUGUGUUAAUUCUUUAUUUGACACAUAAAAACAUAUUUGAUAAAUAAGAGUGCAAAAGACAAAUGUGCUUCAAUUUUUUCUCUCGUGAAAAUAUGUAAAGACAAACCUGUUCUUUUAAAAAACAGAAUUAAAAACAGAGAAAUAUAAGAACAUAUAAAUAUAGGAAAGCAAAAAUAUUGAGUUGACAUGCCCCUCUUGUCGAGUAUCUUCACAAUCAUAGUAGGUUAUGUCUAAAGUGAACGUACCAAACAGACGAAAAACAGCGCAUGUGUACAGUAUCUGUGUAAUGGAUCUGUUACGUGCCUCUUAAAGAGACGGCAGCACAUUCCUGCUCUCUGUUAAAAGUCAAGGAAAUCACACACUGUCAAAUCUCAAUAGCUUACGAAGGGAACUUUAAUUAUUUUGUCUUUAUUUAAUAUGCAAUGUUAUGUUUUAUUUAAUGACUUUAAUCUAUUUUUAAACUUUAAUAUAUAUAUAUAUAGUAUAUAACUUUAUGUUCUGCUAUGCUCUGUUGUUUUAUUGGUUCUGUUAAUUCUAGCUUAAUUAUUUGUUCGUACGUUUAUUUGUUAAUAGUCCCUGAGCAUAUAAAAAACCGAAGCGAACCGAAACAGUGACCCUAAAACCAUGACCCAAACCGAAUCGUCAGUAGUUGGAACCGCUACACCCCUAAUUUUUGUGUAUAACUUACACUGAAUAUCUCCAUUAAAUGAUUUGUGACUGGAAUCGAAAGCAGGAUGAGGAGCUUCAAUAAGAGCAUCGUUGUAUGACUCGUGUGCGGUAAGAGUUUUAUGACGUUAAUACUUUCACUUUCACAUCGAAACCGGAAACAGUGCUGUUAUGCUGCUUUCACGUGCUCUUUGAAGUUUAAAUUCUGUGCUGUCAUAAAACUUCGAGGCAAUAGUGUAACGAGUUGUGUAAGGUGUGGCCCCCUAACAGCUGAUCUACAUUAUAUCUGUUUCCUUUUAUUUAUUUAUUUUACUUUUAUUUUUUCUUACGUUGACGUCCAGCUUCCGUCAUCUCUCGAAUAAUGAAGAGAAGAGAGAAGACUUGUAGUUCAUUCAGCAGGAAGUAAAGUUUUUGUGAAUCUGCCUCAGAGGUGAAUAAACUUGACGGAUAAUCUUCAUUUCAUCAAUUGGUACUCAAAGGAAUCAACAGAAAAAUGAAGAUCAUGAUUGUGUCUUUAUUACUCGUGUGCGGUGUGUUUAGUGUUGAUGCAGAUGAAGUGAAGUCAGUGUCAGUGAUGGAGGGAGAUUCUGUCACACUACACACUAAUGUCACUGACAUACAGACAUCUGAUGUGAUACUGUGGAGGUUUGGAGAAGGUGAAUCCAGGGAUCUUUUAGUUUAUAUUGAUCACAACUGUAUCAGUUAUAAUGGUCCAUUCAAAGACAGACUGCACGCAGACAGUCAGACUGGAGAUCUCACCAUCACAAACAUGAGAAUCAAACACUCUGGACCCUAUGAAGUACAGAUCAGCAGAGCUGGAACAAUAUACAAGAGAUUCAGAGUUAAUGUCACAGUUGCUCCAAGUGUUGUCAGUGCUGGUGAUGUGAAGUCAGUGACUGAGGGAGAUUCUGUGACUCUACACACUGAUGUCCAAACACAGAGAGAUGAUCUGAUACUGUGGAGGUUUGGAGAUGAUGGUGUUCUCAUAGCUAAACAUGAUAAAGAAGAAAGUACGAGCUCAAUAUAUGAUGAUGUUCUUGAUGGGAGAUUCAGAGACAGAAUGGAGGUGGAUCCUCACACUGGAUCUCUCAUCAUCACAAACACUAAAACCACAGACACUGGACUUUAUAGACUAAAGAUCAGCAGCAAUAGAGACACAAAAUACAAGACAUUCAGUGUUUCUGUCAGUGAUAGAGGUCUAUCUUCAGGAGGUGUAGUUGGAAUAGUGUUUGUUGUCCUGCUGUGUAUUGUUGUUGGUGGGAUUGUUUUUCGCCGCAUUAAUUAUGAACUUCAGAAACAAAAGGUUAAAGAAAAGACAGUGAUUGAGAACAAGAGUUCUGUCACUCUUGAGUCUGAUGUCACUGAACUCCAGUCUGAUGAUGUGAUCGAGUGGAGCUUUAGAGAUAAAGUGAUAGUCAUAUUCAGUAUGAACAACAAGCUCUUUACUGAUGAACAGAGACUCAGAGACAGACUGCAGGUGGAUGAUCAGACUGGAUCUCUCAUCAUCACAAACAUCAGAACAGAAGACGCUGGACUGUAUAAAGUAAAGAUCAGCAGCAGCAGUCGACUGAAAUCAUUCCUUCAGUUCAUCACAGGUGGAGGACCAUCAUACUAUCAAUUCAGUGUUAUUGUCACAGAUGAAGAGAGGACAGAAGCAGAAGUGUUGGCAGAUUCUGUUUCUCCAGAGAUUGAUGUUACUGAAAGGGAGACUGGUGAUGUGAGAGCAGAUGCUUCAUCUACUGUUUAUGUCAGGUAUGUUGUGACAGAUUCAGCAGGAUCAGCAGAAGAUGACUCCCCAACAGUUGUGAAUCCUUUACUGAAUGAAGCAGAAGAUAGAUGCUCAACAUCACUUCUGUUCCAUCAUCUAAAGCAGCGUGUCUCGAUGGAAGCAACAUGUUUUAAUUCAGAUAUUCUUUGUGGAUUAUCCAGUCAGGAUUAAAUGUUUACCUGCAGAACAUUUCGUUAUGGAGCUAGAGGAUGUGGUUUUAAUGAAGCCUUGAAUGUUUUUGACCACACACGCACACACCAUGUGAUAAUUUCAGCCAAUCACAGCAUGUUCAGCAGUUGAGCGUGACAGUGAGCACCGCAAGAUAUGCUCACAGUCCCCGUGACGUGCAUACAAAAUUCUGCUGCUUCACGCCGGAGAAAACUCUUUGCACCACUCACAACCAAAUAUUGAGAAACAUAUCAAUAAGUUGUUAUUCUCCUCGAGAUGCGAGCACCACCGUCUGUAUGAAACGUUUGGAAAAGUGUGUACUUUUACUCUUACUUGAGUGUUUCUCUUAAAGAAAUCUGUACUUUUACUUCAUUACACUACGUGACGUUCCUUCAUCCCUGAGUGAAUAAUUCUUUUGAGUCGAUUCUUUUCAAAGCAUUUAUUGAACACUGGAGGAAACCAGCGGAACAGUUUCAUGAAUCAUUUCAAAUCAUUUGUCCAUAUAUUCCACUCAAGAGUUUUUCAUUUAACACUCACUCCUCACAGCCUGUGUCUGCACGCUCUCUGGAGAAGACAAAUCUGGAUAAGCUACUGCUUAAUCUAUAUAUAUAAUAUUUUAGUUUUUAAUGCGUAGUCUGUCAUAAUGUAUUGUUUUAUUACUUUUUGACUACUGUUACAGUAUUUUUGUAAGUCUGACUGAAACCUUUCUCUUUUAACACAAAAUAAGCUGUUAUUACACUUUCAAUGUCUUUCCAAAAAAAACGGAGUUUUGAAAAGUGUUUAUGUUCUGCAGACAACUAGUAUAGAGUUUAUUUCUAUUUCCAGCACUGUGUCAUAAGAGGUUCUUGUAAAUAUUAACUGUAAUAUGCAACUACUAAAACAAGAUGGAAACGACCAAACUAUGGGACGUGUGACAGAACAAACGGCUCAUAAUAUUCUUUUUAAUACUUUUUUGUACAAAAAUAAAAAAUUUGAUGAAGUAA
This is a messenger RNA of Triplophysa dalaica, 7906 nucleotides long. RefSeq lists its product as uncharacterized. The record is from RefSeq and is a predicted model, not a curated record. The transcript has 10 exons. Lineage: Eukaryota; Metazoa; Chordata; Actinopteri; Cypriniformes; Nemacheilidae. The coding region runs from base 5481 to 6926 and encodes 481 amino acids.